Messenger RNA from Filobasidium floriforme, 708 nucleotides. RefSeq lists its product as uncharacterized. The record is from RefSeq and is a predicted model, not a curated record. Bases 49 to 375 code for a protein of 108 amino acids. The transcript has a single exon. NCBI's taxonomy places the organism in Eukaryota, Fungi, Basidiomycota, Tremellomycetes, Filobasidiales, Filobasidiaceae. Gene Ontology annotation, cellular component: membrane.
ACAAAAGACAUAACCAGCGAAUCAGGACUGUCAGCCAUCCACAUCGCCAUGCCAGCCAAACGAGCACAAGCGCCCAUGGAUCUAGGAGACAUUCUACUCUACAUCGCAGGUACGUCGCGCAACAGCCUCAUCGUCGGUAAAAAAACAGAACAUGCAAGCGCUGAUCUCUUCCUGCCUUCCUUCGAUCAACCUUGUGCUCGACUUGUAGCCAUCUUCGUCCCCCCACUACCCAUCAUCGCCAAACACGGCUGCUCCGCACAGAUCCCCCUGAACAUCCUGUUGUGCAUUCUCGGUUGGAUCCCAGGAGUGAUCCAUGCGUGGGUGGUCAUCUCCAGAAACCCAGCUCGGCCGGAAUUGUACCCACCCGCCUACUGAGCUGAUCUAGAGUUGGUCAUGAGGCAAGAAGUAAGCCAGGCCAGAGUUUGACACUUCGCCUUGUGAUAGGUGCAACAGCUCAUGCGCGAUAUAGAUUGCAGAUCACCGGACUCGCCUCUAAGACACGAUUCUAGCAGGCCUUCGAGGUCUCCGGCCACCCUUCGAUAUUGCCUGCUCCUGUGAUUGAACUUUGUACCGGAUAGCAAAGUUGAGCUGUAACAAACUCGGAUAUCCUAUUCUCUUGACGAUACAUAUUAUGCUCGGACCCUGGUUCUCGUUGACCAGCAUCCCGGUUUGUUGAUGAAGAACCUUAUGUGAUCAUGAUGCGAAUUG